This is a messenger RNA of Pseudoliparis swirei, 2391 nucleotides long. RefSeq names its product adaptor related protein complex 3 subunit mu 1 (gene ap3m1). Gene Ontology annotation, biological process: endocytosis; intracellular protein transport. Gene Ontology annotation, cellular component: cytoplasmic vesicle; clathrin adaptor complex. The record is from RefSeq and is a predicted model, not a curated record. NCBI's taxonomy places the organism in Eukaryota, Metazoa, Chordata, Actinopteri, Perciformes, Liparidae. Bases 236 to 1573 code for a protein of 445 amino acids. The transcript has 8 exons.
GAUCAUAUUGACACUACAGUUGCUUUGUAUUGAAACCGUCUGGAUUUAUUUCAGAGAUGUAUUACUAGUAUUUGGACCGUAUUCUUUUGAUUUGUAGAUUAUGUUCUCGUGACUACGUUGUGUUUACGUGUGCGUAGAUCUGAGGGCGUCUCCUGAGCAACUAAGACAAGGCUGCCACAAAGUAGCCCACUUUAGUUACAAUUCUUUGCACAAUCAACCGGAGUUACCAGCUGAGAUGAUCCACAGUCUAUUCCUUAUCAAUCACUCUGGAGACAUCUUCCUGGAGAAACACUGGAAGAGUGUCGUCAGCCACAGUGUGUGUGACUACUUUUUCGAGGCCAAGGAGAAGGCGGUGGACCCGGAGGAUGUGCCCCCUGUCCUGCAGACCCCCCACCACUAUCUAAUCACAGUACACAGGGACCAGCUCUUCUUCCUCUCUGUGGUCCAGACUGAAGUCCCUCCACUGUUUGUCAUUGAGUUCCUCCACAGAGUGGCAGACACAUUUCAGGACUACUUUGGAGAGUGCUCAGAAAGUGUAAUCAAGGACAAUGUGGUGACAGUGUACGAGCUGUUGGAGGAGAUGCUGGACAACGGCUUUCCACUAGCAACAGAGUCCAACAUCCUCAAAGAGCUGAUCAGGCCUCCCACCAUCCUGCGAUCAGUUGUCAACACACUCACAGGAAGUAGUAAUGUUGGAGAUACAUUACCAACAGGUCAACUGUCUACAGUCCCAUGGAGGCGGGCUGAUGUUAAAUACACCAACAAUGAGGCAUAUUUUGAUGUGAUCGAGGAAAUAGAUGCCAUUCUGGACAAAUCAGGUACAACAGUGUUUGCAGAGAUCCAGGGUGUAAUUGAAGCCUGUGUGAGGCUCACUGGGAUGCCUGACCUGACUAUGUCCUUUAUGAAUCCCCGUCUUCUCGAUGACGUGAGUUUCCACCCGUGUGUGCGGUUUAAGCGCUGGGAGUCAGAGCGCACUCUCUCUUUCAUCCCGCCAGAUGGACAUUUCACACUCAUGAACUAUCAUGUCAGCUCUCAAAAUCCCGUGGCCAUUCCAGUGUACGUGAAGCAGAACAUCAGUUUCUUUGAGUCAGGACCUUGUGGUCGCCUGGACAUCACGAUCGGACCCAAGCAGACCAUGGGAAAAACGGUGGAGGCUUUAAUGGUCAAAAUCCACAUGCCUAAAGCUGUGCUCAGUGCCAACCUCACAGCCACACAGGGAAACUACACCUACGACCUCCCUAACAAGCUGUUGAUUUGGGACAUUGGGAAACUGAACCCCCAGAAGCUCCCGAACUUGAAAGGCAUUCUGAGUCUGCAGGCAGGAGCUGCCAAACCUGAAGAUAACCCAUCACUCAACAUUGACCUAAGGAUCCAGCAGGUGGCCAUAUCAGGUAGUCCUCGCUUUGUAUCUACUUAUAACUGGGCCACAGUUUUCAGUCAUUGCUCAAUUUGCUUCUCUCCCCUCUGUACAGGGCUUAAGGUGAGUCGUCUUGAAAUGUUUGGAGAGAAGUACAAGCCAUUUAAAGGGGUCAAGUAUGUGACUAAAGCGGGGAAAUUUCAAGUGCGGACCUGAGUAAUGACUGUUUGAGGUUAAAAGUCAGCAAACCAAUGUGCCAAAUAGGGGGCAAUAUUAUAAAUAUUCCAAUAUGUCAUAUAUAUCCUCUGGCUCAUUGUUAUUAAUACACAGUUAUUUAUGAUGUGGCCUGUAAAGGGAAGCCUUAAUAACCAAUGUGAAUCUGUCCAGUUCAAAUAUGCAGCAUUGUAUGAACCAUUCCUUCUCUCUUUUUGGACUAUUUUCUUUUUCUUUUUUACCACCUUCUGAGUCUUGCCCAAAAGAAAUAUUUUGGUUUGAAAAGGGACACUCGGGGCUCACCACCUCAUCCUCGAUACUUCAUCACACCUUUCUAAUCUUCAUGUUGCCUGAGAGUGAGCAGCUGUGCCUUUUGAAAGCCUUUUUACUAAGUAUCUGUAUUGUGUUCUUGCUUACAUUCACUCUUUAAUGUGGUCUUAGUUAGGGUGCUUUGUAAAGCACACUACACAAAUUGCAUAUUUCAGAGGCCUACGGGUAAAUACAUUUUUUAAAUAUUUAUCUAUAGCUAAUCUACAUAGUUUGACUUAUCUGUAAAGCCAAGAUGCAUCUUUUGGGAACAGUUUUCUCUUUUGUGAAAUCUAAAAAAACCUUGAAUGCAACAUCUUUACUUCGCAAUAUUUGCACAAUCAAUUGUUAACAGAAAAAAAAGACUCCUUGUAUGAAGUUGAAUCUUUAUUUUAAUGAAUACAAAGUUUUCUUAAAGUUCAAUAAUGAUGAUUUUCAUGUGUGCUCUUUUGACCAUGCUAGCUGUAUGGCUACUUUUUUGGUUUACUAAACUAAUAAAAUUCCCAUUAGCCUCA